Molecule: messenger RNA, 1269 nt
Organism: Haliotis rufescens (red abalone)
Lineage: Eukaryota; Metazoa; Mollusca; Gastropoda; Lepetellida; Haliotidae
Product: extensin-2-like
Exons: 1
Coding region: 1-1269 (422 amino acids)
Source: RefSeq, a predicted model, not a curated record
AUGUUUACCGUUAACUAUGUCCGCCCUGCUGUACUACCGAGUUCCCCACCCUGCUGUACUACCAAGUUCCCCACCCUGCUGUACUACCAAGUUCCCCACCCUGCUGUACUACCGAGUUCCCCACCCUGCUGUACUACCGAGUUCCCAGCCCUGCUGUACUACCGAGUUCCCCGCCCUGCUGUACUACCGAGUUCCCCACCCUGCUGUACUACCGAGUUCCCCACCCUGCUGUACUACCGAGUUCCCCACAUUGUUGUACUACCGAGUUCCCCACCCUGCUGUACUACCGAGUCCCCCACCCUGCUGUACUACCGAGUUCCCCACCCUGCUGUACUACCGAGUUCCCCACAUUGUUGUACUACCGAGUUCCCCACCCUGCUGUACUACCGAGUCCCCCGCCCUGCUGUACUACCGAAUUCCCCACCCUGCUGUACUACCGAGUUCCCCACCCUGCUGUACUACCAAGUUCCCCGCCCUGCUGUACUACCGAGCUCCCCGCCCUGCUGUACUACCGAGCUCCCCGCCCUGCUGUACUACCGAGGUCCCCGCCCUGCUGUACUACCGAGUUCCCCACCCUGCUGUACUACCGAGUCCCCCGCCCUGCUGUACUACCGAGUUCCCCACCCUGCUGUACUACCGAAUUCCCCACCCUGCUGUACUACCAAGUUCCCCGCCCUGCUGUACUACCGAGCUCCCCACCCUGCUGUACUACCGAGUUCCCCACCCUGCUGUACUACCAAGUUCCCCGCCCUGCUGUACUACCGAGCUCCCCGCCCUGCUGUACUAUCGAGUUCCCCGCCCUGCUGUACUACCGAGUUCCCCGCCCUGCUGUACUACCGAGUUCCCUACAUUGUUGUACUACCGAGUUCCCCGCCCUGCUGUACUACCGAGUUCCCCACCCUGCUGUACUACCGAGUUCCCCACCCUGCUGUACUACCGAGUUCCCCACCCUGCUGUACUACCAAGUUCCCCGCCCUGCUGUACUACCGAGCUCCCCACCCUGCUGUACUACCGAGUUCCCCACCCUGCUGUACUACCGAGUCCCCCGCCCUGCUGUACUACCGAGUUCCCCACCCUGCUGUACUACCGAGUUCCCCACCCUGCUGUACACCCGUUCAAACAACAGGAACCGCGGACCCUGUUUCAGCAAGAAAACGCAAGGCCACAUGCAGCACGUCUUGUGAGAGGUAUAAUGCAUGCCAAUUACGUCUUGCCUUGGCCAGCACGAUCACCAGCUAUCACCUAUAUGCGGGGUCACCUUUACCGUAA